GCCAUACUAUCUCGCGCAUCUCGCGCUCACGUCAUGACGGAAUAUAUACCUUUUCGUAUAUUCCCGGAACGAAGAUCUAGGUGAUGUAAGAUAUUUUACAGUUGGCGCUGACGAGAGACAUCCUUUCAUACUAUUUAACCUUCUAGGUGAACUUGAUACUUAGGCGUCGUCACCUACUUCGCUGGUUUCAAAGGGGAGGAAUAACUUCAACGGCGUACAAGUCCAAGUAGUAGACGACUAUGGGACCAGGUGCUCCGAUACGGAACAGCCACGGGAUUGAGCUGCCCUCAAGGUAUGAAAUCCGGCUAGUAACGCCCGAUCUUGCCGAGUCAAUCUCGGCCUUGGGUUUUUUUACCCACUACUUCGAUUCACCCAUCUGGAGCGCAAUAUACGAAGGACGCCAGGCAAGCGAAGCGUUAAAGGCUUAUCAUGCCUGCAAACCUUUCUAUGAGAUGCCUGAAAUGGCGGCGAAGAAUGGCCUCUCAUUCUGCAUUUGGGACAAGGAGUUCGUAUUUAAGAGGCCCGAAUCAGCUGCUAAGGGUGGUGUUUGUUAUUGGAACGACAUCGAUGUCGACGAUCCCGAUCUAGAGGUUAAUGGACGGCAAAGGCUACUUGAUGCGUUGGAUUUUCCCAUUGUUGGCUUUGGAUUAUCGUUCGACAAGUUCGCCCCUGGUGACCCGAAGGGAUGGGAGGCUGCAACGAAGGCCACGCCUCUGAACGUUCCCAUGGGAAAAUAUUAUGAAGCACACGAUCCACGACCGAAGGGAUCAUGGAAGCCUACGGCGGCCGGGCAGGUUAUUGAACGGGUCGGUAGCGGAACAAGACAUGGAUAUUAUGGCCAAGGGCUCAUGAAAGCGUUAGCAAGAUUCAUAAUGCUCGAAAUGAAAUCCAGGGGAUAUCGAGCAAUACAGAUCAACUGCGGAGCGCCUCAAAUGCACCAUGUAUGGUCUAACCCUCCGAAACCGUUCAGGAGUUCUACUCUAGUGACGUUUCCCACAUGGAUUUUUGAGAUGGAGGAAGAUGGAAAGAAUGUUAGGCCGUACGAAAAAUCAAAGUUGCCCAAUCUGUAUCUCGUGUGGACGGAACUGUUGGAUUAGAGAUGUUGUGCGAAGUCCAUAGUCUAUAUUUGUGUCGUAUUUAAUGACGUCUGCGAGGAACUCGUGGUUCUUACCAUGGAAUAAUAACAAAUAUUCGUUUCCGAUUUUACCUUUGACCUCCUUUCCACAGGGACUCAAGAGCUUUGCCCCAAGUCCAAUAUCGUAAGAGAGGAG
Molecule: messenger RNA, 1271 nt
Organism: Daldinia loculata
Lineage: Eukaryota; Fungi; Ascomycota; Sordariomycetes; Xylariales; Hypoxylaceae
Exons: 1
Coding region: 240-1097 (285 amino acids)
Source: RefSeq, a predicted model, not a curated record